This is a messenger RNA of Amoebophrya sp. A25, 785 nucleotides long. NCBI's taxonomy places the organism in Eukaryota, Dinophyceae, Syndiniales, Amoebophryaceae. The record is from the annotation of a GenBank genome assembly.
CGCAAAACGUGUGGUGUUCGGUGCCCGGUAUCAUCAGCCAGGGGCCGGGCGUCGCGGAAGUGUGAAAGAUGAUCGAAUAUUACACGAAAAGCCCUCGCACGUUGAUCAUGCUGGUCGCGGAGGCGUUCAUGGACCCGGAGCGCGUGACGGCCAUUGGAAUCGCAAAAGAGCACGAUCCGCAAGGCGAGCGCACGCUGCGCAUUGACACCAAAUUCGACUCUUUCGACUCGAAUAAAGAGGCAAAAGACCGCGCGGUUCGUUGGAUUCGUAGCACGACUUCUACAAAAUCAGGAGACGACGACUCGACACAAGCCGGAUCAACUGAUGGAGACACCGCUGGUGAAGAAAGCUUCGAACUUGUGCUCGCCGAUGAUGAUGAUGAUGAUGAUGAUGAAACCCAGCUUUGUCCUCACGUACUGAUCUACCAACCAAAUGGCAACGAUUAUUCGCGAGAUGUGGAAGAAGCGGAGCUGCACGAAAAGCUCGGGCUGCCGCGAAAUCGGAGUGGUGCUACCUUGCUGAAAGAGUGCCUUCCCGGUGUUUAUGCUUCUCUCAUUCGGAGCAACAUCGAGCCCGUGGCAAAAACUGUUCGUGAGAAGCUUGAGGAGGCGAAGGGAGUCCUCGCGGAGGUUGGUCGCGGGCCUGCGAAUAGAUCAGAUAUGAUCCGCCAGUGUCAGACACAUCUUCGCGAUUGUUUCCUGAAAUACCAAGAAGAGAUGGGCCCAUUGCAGAAACAUUUCACUGAGGAGGUGCCGGUGCGGGAAACAGAAUCAACAGUCACUUAA